AUGUCAUCAAACCAAGAUGAACGUCGUAAUCUAUAUCACUCUCAAAGGGAAGUGAUCAGCGAGUUGAUUGCUUCUAUGAUCAACAUGGACGACGGAACGGAAGGAUACUAUAUAGAACGGUUGGAUAUUAUAUUUUCUGGGAAUGAAACCUACGUACAACGGUUGGAUAUUACGAUUGCUGCGAAUCAAGUAACAUCUAGAGCCAUGCUACCAACAAACCCUGCAACUGUAGUAAAUUUGAAGAGGGUGAAAGUAGAAGAAAUAAGCGAUACUCUCACUGAUGAAAUUUGUUCACUUUGCCUUGAAAACUGGGCUAAGGAAGAUGAAGUCAUGUUUUUGCCUUGUCAUCAUAUUUUUCAUGUGGGUUGUGUUGAAAAGUGGUUGAAUAUUAACCAUUUUUGUCCACUUUGCCGUUUUGAGUUGCCGACUGCUUAA
This is a messenger RNA of Beta vulgaris subsp. vulgaris (sugar beet), 435 nucleotides long. RefSeq lists its product as uncharacterized. NCBI's taxonomy places the organism in Eukaryota, Viridiplantae, Streptophyta, Magnoliopsida, Caryophyllales, Amaranthaceae. Gene Ontology annotation, cellular component: cytoplasm. Gene Ontology annotation, molecular function: ubiquitin protein ligase activity. Gene Ontology annotation, biological process: protein ubiquitination. The coding region runs from base 1 to 435 and encodes 144 amino acids. The transcript has a single exon. The record is from RefSeq and is a predicted model, not a curated record.